This is a messenger RNA of Cuscuta campestris, 1829 nucleotides long. Lineage: Eukaryota; Viridiplantae; Streptophyta; Magnoliopsida; Solanales; Convolvulaceae. The record is from the annotation of a GenBank genome assembly.
GGAAUAGAACGUCAAAAAAUGAUCUCCGCACCUUAAGUGAAAUCUCUCCGCCGGCGUCGGAUUAGAUCUCCGCUCCCCGCAAAUUCUCAAUGUUCGAGUGUAGAGAAGUUGAUCGGCGGCGAUGCGAGUAGAAAUCGGUCGCACGAAGAAGAAUCGAAAAAGCCUUCCGUAUUGACGAGAGAUUCCUCAUUUUGCGUGUUUAACCGGAUCUAGUAUGGAUCACGGCAGUAUUUUAGACACGAUCGGAGGUGAGAUUACCGGCGUGAUGGCUCCGGUGUCCAUAUGCAUGUUCCUGGUGGUCCUCAUUGUUUACUCACUCUCUUCCACCACCACAACCACCACUAUCCAGACUGCGGCGAAUCUGGUUUACCUAGAGGAUCCCUCUGAUUCCACUUCACAGAAACUGGAAGGGGCUCUGCUCAAUGCUUUGGUCUUUGUCAUCCUCCUUGUCGUUGUCACGUUUGUCCUCGUGGCCCUCUACUAUUUCCGCUUCACGAACCUCAUCAAGAACUAUGUUCGGUUCUCUGUCUUCUUCGUAUUGGCAUCCAUGGGUGGCUUCAUCUUCCUCACUAUCAUCCAGCACUUCAACAUCCCCAUGGACGCCAUCACCUGUGCUAUACUCCUUUUCAAUUUCAGUACUGUUGGGGUCAUCUCCGUCUCUUCACAAGGGGUUCCCAUCCUGCUUAAUCAGAUGUACAUGGUGGCUGUUGGAAUCAUUGUGGCAGUGUGGUUCACCAAAUUGCCCGAGUGGACCACGUGGGUUUGCCUUGUGAUGUUGGCUUUAUAUGACUUAGUUGCAGUCUUGGCACCUGGAGGACCACUGAAGAUAUUGGUGGAGUUGGCUUCAACACGGAACGAGGAACUCCCUGCUCUAGUUUAUGAGUCCCGUCCUAGAGAGCAAAGGAGAAGAGGUGGUUCAGGGAUUGGACUCUUGCUGGCUGGGGUUUCUGAUAUUGAACUUCAAGCCGUCGAUGGAAGAAACGGACAAUCAGUGAUAAAUUUCCAAAAUGAGAAUGUUGAGAUUGUGAGCGUGACUCAGCCAGAAAUCGUGGAGGAAACUUCUCCACUGGUGACUAACAGUAACUUGACAGAAAGGCACAAUGAGGGCAUAGAAAUGAGUGAGAUGGAGAGGGAAAGUGAAGAAGCGGGGGAAAGAGAGAGGGGGAUCAGGCUUGGGUUAGGGGACUUUAUCUUCUACAGCGUGCUUCUCGGAAGGGCUGCAUUGUUUGAUCUGAUGACAGUGUAUGCAUGUUACCUUGCUAUCAUAUCUGGAUUGGGAUGCACACUUAUUUUGCUUGCUGUGCGACGACAUGCUUUGCCCGCUCUUCCCAUUUCAAUCGCCCUCGGGGUUAUGUUCUACUUUUUGACAAGGCUCUUGUUGGAGCCCUUUGUAGUUGGCGCUUCAACAAAUCUGAUGAUGUUCUGACCUUUGUUGUUGCACAAAAACUCUAUAUAUUUCUCAUAACGGAGUUCAGAGUUUUAGCUUAAGGAGAUUGUUUAUGCUUUAGUGUGGAAAUGGAAAAUAGCUAACUGAAUGUAUGAUGGUGUACUGCCAAUGAUCUGCGUAUUCACAGAAACUAUGAAGACUUGUUUCCGAACCAGUUAAUCCUCUUCUCAAGUACUGGUAUGUAUGGGUAAUGUCCCCGUCGUGUAUUAACAUUCGACUAUUGAAUUAGGUGUCAUGUUGAAACUUGAUUUUGGUGAUCAUGAUUACUUGCUUAAUAUAGAAGGAUGCUUAAGUUAAAUUGUGGUUGAGUUUUUAUUUUAUCUUCAGAUGAAUGUGAAUAUAUGAGUACCUGACCACAUAUUAAUCAAGACUUCUUAGCUAG